AUGACCUCGCAAAUCCCCAACAACGACAUGUCUCCCAAGAGCGCCAUAGUCGUAGGCUCAGGCCUUGCCGGUCUGAGCGCAGCAUCUCAACUCAUCUCUCGCAACGUGUCAGUCUACCUGCUAGAGCGCGGAGCAAAGCCAGGUGGAAACAGCAUAAAAGCUUCCUCUGGCAUCAACGGCGCACCGACACAGUACCAGCCCGUGACUGAACCGUCCGAUGCGUUCUACUCCGACACCAUCCGGUCGGCGGGGAAAUCCAUGUCGACUUUCACCGCCCAGCGCGAGAAGCUCGUACAGACGCUGACGGAAGGCUCGGCCGGCGCGGUGGAAUGGCUGGUUAAAGAGAAGGGCGUGGAUUUAAGCAGAGUAGCACAAUUGGGCGGCCAUUCGUAUCCGCGGACACAUCGAGGCGCAGGACAAGCUCCGCCUGGCUUCGCCAUCGUCAGCACGCUGCUCAAGGGACUGAAAGAGAGCCCACUUUUCCACCUCCAAACUUCCUGCACAGUGACAAAGGUCCUGCAGACCGAGAAGCGCGUCACAGGCGUGCAGUACACGUGCGAAGACGGGAAGAAAGAGGAGAUUCUCGGCCCGGUUAUCUUCGCCUCAGGAGGCUUUGGCGGCGACGCAGACGGUCUCCUUGCACGCUACCGCCCCGAUCUCGCCGGCUACCCGUCCACGAACGAUCCCCGACCAGGCACACAACCUCUUCUGACUGCCGUUGGAGCGCAACUCGUCGAUAUGGAUCGCGUGCAGAUCCACCCAUCAGGCUUCAUCGACCCGGCGAAUCCGUCAUCCCCGCUCAAGUUCCUCGCCGCCGAGAUGCUGCGAGGCGAGGGCGGGAUCCUUUUACUCGCCGGAAAGCGCUUUGUCAAUGAACUUGAUACACGGGAGAAUGUCGCUGGGGCGAUUACUUCCACGGCUUCGACGUCUGCGUCGGACACCCCGAAGCAAUGGCCCGUUCAACUCCUCCUCGACGAGGGGACAUACAACGCAGCGAAAUCCCACAUCGACUUCUACGUCUUCAAGGGCCUGAUGAAGAAAAUCACGCUUGCCGAGCUGGACAGCGAAACCGCGCAAACGGUCACGCAGUACGCUAGUAUCGCAUCUGGCAAGACGCCCGAUCCGUUCCAGCGCGUCGCCUUUGGGAACUGGACGCUGACUGAUCCGAAGCCCGAGUCUGUCGUUUACGUGGGUAGUGUCACGCCGGUUGUGCAUUUCACCAUGGGGGGCGUUUUGAUCAACGAAAGGAGUGAGGUUGUCGGAGAAGAUGGUCAGGCUAUCCCCGGGCUGUGGGGCGCGGGUGAGGUUACGGGUGGUGUGCAUGGGGGGAAUAGACUGGGUGGGUCGUCGUUGUUGGAAUGCGUGGUUUUUGGGAGGAUUGCGGGAGGGAGGUGUGCGGAGGUUGUUCAGGGAGGUGUGUGA
Dothidotthia symphoricarpi CBS 119687 is the source of this 1422-nucleotide messenger RNA. RefSeq names its product Flavocytochrome c. Lineage: Eukaryota; Fungi; Ascomycota; Dothideomycetes; Pleosporales; Dothidotthiaceae. Gene Ontology annotation, molecular function: oxidoreductase activity; FMN binding. Bases 1 to 1422 code for a protein of 473 amino acids. The transcript has a single exon. The record is from RefSeq and is a predicted model, not a curated record.